AUGAAAUUUGCUGUGGUUUCUGGUGCUGCGUUCUUUGCUGCAAGCGUCUUGGGCGCGUGCAACCCGACAACGUCGUCGUCGUGCCCUGCCGACAAGGCGUUGGCGCUGUCGUUCAAAGAGGACUUUUCCUCCAAAUCAAAGUACUUUGACGAGGUCAAGAGCGAAGGCUUGUCGUACUCGGACAACGGCUUGGAGUUGAAAAUCGCCAAGCGCUUUGACAACCCUUCCAUCAAGUCCAACUUCUACAUCAUGUUCGGCAAGGUCGAGGUGGUGAUGCAGGCCGCCAAGGGAAAGGGUAUCAUCUCGUCCUUCUAUCUCCAGAGCGACGACUUGGACGAGAUCGACAUCGAAUUGUUUGGCGGUGAUGCCUACCAAUUCCAGUCCAACUGGUUCUCCAAAGGCAGCACCACCACCUACGACAGAGGCGUCUACCACAACAUGGACAGUUCGCCUUUGGACAAUUUCCACACCUACACCGUGGAGUACACCAAGGACGCUGUCACAUGGUCUCUCGACGGCAAUCUUGUCCGGACAUUGAAGCCAGACAACGGCCAAGGCUUCCCGCAAACGCCAAUGUACAUUAUGGCCGGCACCUGGGCCGGAGGAGACCCUUCGAAUGAGCCAGGCACCAUUGAAUGGGCCGGCGGCACCACAGACUACUCGCAGGCGCCAUUCCUGAUGUAUAUCAAGUCCGUCAUUGUGGCUGACUAUUCGACCGGUUCGGAAUAUAGCUACAGCGACCAGUCCGGCGACUGGACCUCCAUUGACGCCAAGGACGGCAAAGUCUCGGGCCGCGAGGACCAGGCAAAGGAAGAUUUCGAGAAGCUCCAGAGCGGCGGGUCCGUGUCUAACUCGUACUCUGCGGCCUCGUCUUCGACGUCUGAUUCUUCCUCAUCCUCCUCUGAGCCAUCGUCCUCGCCAUCUUCAUCCUCGGCCUCUUCUUCUUCCGAGGCCUCUUCAUCCUCUUCAUCGGAGCCAUCUUCGUCUUCGGCCUCUUCGUCGUCUGAGUCUUCUUCUCAACAGCCUUCCUCUUCUGAACAGCCUUCUUCUUCUGAAAAGCCUUCAUCUUCUGAAAAGCCUUCUUCUUCCCUGCAAACCACCACUUCUGCUGAAAAGUCCGAGGCACCUUCGUCGUCUGCUGCGGCUCCUACUUCUUCCGAGGCUCCCACUUCAAAGGCUGCUGAGGCUGCAUCGGCCACCUCUGCUUCUCCUUCUGCCGAAGCAUCCACAAAAUCUGGUUUUACUACCAGCACAAAAAGCGCCCUGCCAAGUGGCUCAAGCUCUAUUCUCGCAUCCUCCAACAAUGCAUGCUCCCAAGGUUUGAGCCUCAUUGUGGCCGUGGCAUCCUUCUUUGGAUACUUGUUAUAG
This is a messenger RNA of Clavispora lusitaniae ATCC 42720, 1368 nucleotides long. It is a transcript of the gene CRH11, whose product is annotated as transglycosylase. The record is from RefSeq and is a predicted model, not a curated record. NCBI's taxonomy places the organism in Eukaryota, Fungi, Ascomycota, Pichiomycetes, Serinales, Metschnikowiaceae. Gene Ontology annotation, cellular component: fungal-type cell wall. Gene Ontology annotation, molecular function: glycosyltransferase activity; hydrolase activity, hydrolyzing O-glycosyl compounds. Gene Ontology annotation, biological process: fungal-type cell wall organization; carbohydrate metabolic process.